Messenger RNA from Dermatophagoides farinae (American house dust mite), 2063 nucleotides. RefSeq lists its product as uncharacterized. Lineage: Eukaryota; Metazoa; Arthropoda; Arachnida; Sarcoptiformes; Pyroglyphidae. The record is from RefSeq and is a predicted model, not a curated record.
AAUGCUAAUCUGUUAUAUAACAAUUUAUUUAUGGAUAAUAAAUCUUGGCAGCAAUCCUGUACAUGUUGCCGAUGCAAAUCUAUUAUUGGUUGCAACAUCAUUAUUUGAAAAAUUACGUGCAAAAACAUCAAAAUUAUCACAUCAAUGGCUUUCGGAUCAUCAAAAACGUACCAAUUAUAAUCAUAGACAAUCCAAAUCAUUGACAACAAUACCGAUGCCAAUUUUUUCUGAUCAGGCUAUUUUCGGUCCACCGAUUAUUCCACCAAUUGGUAUUCCAGUAUUUGAACCGAUUCAUGAUGAAAAUCGACAACUACAGCAGCAGCAGCAACAACAACAACAAAUUCAAAAUGAUCUUCAAAUGUCCGAAUCAUCCACAGAAUCGACACCAAUUUUAUCCACUUAUCAAACAACGUUAAAUGGAUUGCCAACAACAUCAUCAUCAAAUCAUUUAUUUCAAUUGACAAUACCUUUGUAUAUUCCCGAAGAUUUUCCAACAACUUUAUUAUUCAAUAGUAAUACGGAUACAUCAAAUAUUGGUACAACAGAUAGUAGCAGCAGUAGUAGUAGUAUCAGUAGUAGUACAAUAUAUGAACCAUUUGUACCACUUGAAACAUUUGAUAAUAAUCCAAUAAUAACGGCCGAAUCAAGUUUUCAUUCACCAAAUAUUCAAUAUAUACCAUCAUCAUCAUCAUCAACGCCAUUUGAACAAAUCGGCACAAGACUUAUUCUUCUUGAUCAAUUAUUGCGUGAAGCUAUUCAAGCUAGACAACGACAACAGCAAAAUAAUAAAUACAAAACUUUGGCAACCAAUACAAAACAAACAUCAAAUCAUCAUUUUAUAUUAAAUUCUCCAAAAGAAAUUUUUGAAACUUCUGAAAAUCGUAACCAAAAACAAUUGCAUAGGCCAUUCUGGCUGGAUCUUGUUGAACCACGUCUACGGAAUAAUAUUCCAUCAUAUCAACCAUCAUAUCCAUUAUAUUGGAAUGAUUUAAACAUUAAAUCCAAAAUACCAUCUGAUCAAUUGAUAAAAAAUAAUCCUAAAUUAAAAGAUAAAGAAAAAACAGCGACGACGACGACAACGACGACGACGACGAUGGCGACAACAAAAGCUAAUUGGCCAUAUAAUUCACGUUAUGAACCUGAACAAAUUGUAAAUAAUGAUGAUGAUGAUGACGAGGAAAUUGAUUUGGAUGAAGAUAACGAUGAUAAUGAUGAUGGUGAUCAUCUGAAAUUGUCGGAAACCAAGAUAAAAAAUAAUACAAAAUCCAAUGCCAGUACGGCAAUUAUUGGAAGACAAAUUGAGCCUGGUUUUUUUAAUUUUUCCGAUUGGAGACCUCCAAUGUUGGACAAAACAAUGAAUAAUAUGGACGAUGAAACCAAACAACAACAACAACAACGAGAAGCAAGAACAAUGGAUUUUAUACCAUUGACCGAUGUUCAACAGCCAAGUUCUAGCCAUUUGAAUCCAAUACGAAUAAUAAAUAAAAAUGAUGAUGAAAAACAAGAAAAAAAUGAAAAAGAUUUCAUCGAGAAUAUGUUGCCAAUGGAACAUCGUAAAGUGGAGAAUAAAAUCCAAUACGACAAUGGUAAUGAUUCAUCAGCAACGGAUAUGAAACAAGAAGGAAAAAAUGAAUAUUAUGCUGAUAAAGGACAUUUUAAACAUGGCUGGAAAAAUGUAUAUCAUAAAGAAGAAUGGGGCGAAGCGAAUAAAUAUCAUGAUAUCUGGAGGUAUAAAGAUUGGAAAAAUCGUUAUUACAAUCAAAAAGAACACGAUGAAAAUGAAUCAGGAAAAACUACAUCCAUGGAAACAACAAACAACAACGAAAAUGACGACAAUGAUGAUGAUGAUUAGAAAAAAUAAAAAUAAAGGUUGUCCUCAUCAACAAACGGAUUUUUUUUCCCACACAAUGGCUUGAAGCAAUUAGCAAAAAACUAUCAUCUUUUCUUUUGUUUCUUACUACAAGAAGACAAUUCUUCAAUUAUAUUCGAUGCUAAUGAUGAUUGCUAUUGCUGUUGUUGUUGUGGAAAAAUCACCUUUUUGGAUCAAUAUUCUGAAACAAAAA